GCUCCUCUGCUUCUGCUAUUUAAAAAUAAGCAAAAAAAUUCAAAGACUUUGUGUGGAGAAUUUUGCCUAGAGAAUGUUCUUCAUCUAAAAAAUUGCAGUUUUCGUCCUUCAAAAGUAAAUUUCUGUUAGCUGAAAUUUUGCUGGGAAAAUUUCCCGAGUGAUCCCGUUAGACUUUUCCAUGCAAUUCUUUCAAAUAAGAAUUAUUCAGAAAAAAACCAUGAAAAAAUGGAAAGAAGAUGUCAUGAACCACAAGGGUCAAACUCCAUCUCGGGUGUACGUCAUUGUCGAUCCACUAGGCAUGAUUCCAUGACGUAGGAAUCAUAGUGACCCCACAAAUUUCACCGGAUCUGAAAUUCCUGAUAUACCUGGGACUUACCCAGUGGGGGUAGAGGCGGAUGCUAACGCGUAAACACAGCGUCACGACGAAGGUAGGUCGCGAGAGGAGCGACAGACGGAGAUACCUGAGGCCCCAGUGGUGGGAGGAUGGCUAAACGUGGGCCAUCCGCACAUAAAACCGAACUAACUACAAGCCCUAUCUCAGUCCGCGUUUAGCAUUUCUCUGAUACACUCAAUAUAUUUCUCAAUACCUUUGCUAAACCCAUCGUCUUCACAAGUCGAUUAAGUUUAUUUUACGUAAACAAUUGAAGUUGAAUAAUUGUUAAGACUAUUAAACUGUGAGGAAGUGCUUUUCAGUGAUUUUUUUUCAAAGUAAAAUCAGUGAUCAGUCAUAAUGAAGAGGCAAAUCGAGAUGAUUACAAUCUUGGCCUUGGCUACUAUCUGGGCAGUUAGAGUGGAUAGUUCCGCUAUUCCCAUGUGGGAAUUUCUGUCAAGAGAUGAAAAGAUAAGUCAUCUGUACAGAUUGUUCAGCAGACGAGUGGUGAGUUUCUGUCAGGACUCUUCCAUGCCUGACUGUAAUAAAAAUAUCUUGGUGAAUGGGCUUCGACAGCUGGCUAAUAUGGAUGAUAAUGAGAUGGACCGGCUGGAUCCUUAUCAGAGGGAUGCUGAUGACAUGAUCUGGAGAACAAUAAUGGGUGACAAUGGAAUCGCCGCUACCGUUCACCAAGAGAAGCAGGACAACUAUUACACCACAGAUAACGAUCCCCUAGUUGCCAGUGGAAGUGAUCAUAAUUGUCUUGGAGAGGAGUCUGUGAGGUCCAACGACUACAUGAAACCUUCGGACAGCGCUGGGCCGUAUCUGGUGGGUCCGAUGGUCAUUCGUGUUUUUCCGGAUGGCCGUCCAGUUCCCGAGGACGAGAAUCUACCUCUUCCCCGUGACGAAGACCUCGAGGAGUUCAAGUAUCCCAGAGUUCCAUCGGUGUCGGAGAUCGAGGGGAGAAACGACAGGCAAAUCGUCAAGAAACCCUACGGUUUACUCAAGAGAAAUUCAGUCGUGAAGGCCGGACAGUGGGGAAUUUUCGGCCUUCAGAAUAAUUUCUAUCGGGGCAAUCCCCUCUUCCGCACUCGGCGCAUGCCGGACACCGUCAACACGAGAAUUUUCCGUUAUUCCGAGUAGAAUUGAAGCGAUGAGUCGAGGAGGGGAAUUUGGGCAAACUCGAGAUGAGGUUGAAGAAUUAUGGAAUGUGUCUGAUCAUGAAGUUCACUAUCUCCUUUAGAUCCGUAAAAAAUUCCACUUCAUCUAUCGUAAAAUAUCGAGAGACACUUCAUUUUUUUUUUACUUCAGGGUCACAUUGUCUCGAAUCGAAGACCCUGGAAGUCGUUUUCAAAAAUAACCUGAUGGUUUUGAAUAUCGCUUCUCCCGAAUUUCGGGUCAGUAUCUAACAGGAAUCUAUGAAAGAUGGCAAAAAUAUUGGGAGAACCUUUGAGUGGGAUUUUCUAUGAACAAAAUUUCCAAAGCUACAAAAAAGUCUUGCAAUAGAAUGUUGCUAUCGCUAUUCUCUCUCAUGAUAUUUGGCAGGAACAUAAAUUGAAUUGUUAUUGCCUCAUCGCAUUCCGCCUCCUCGAAAUAAAGGAUUGACGAUUGGUCGCUGAGAAAAAACUAACAACGCGAAAUCCUCAACGACCAUGAUCGAGAUCAUAAUCUCAUGCUGAUAAUUCACUCAUCCUAUUUAUUUACACCACCAUCCACUGAAAUAUAGAGUAAUCUGGGACAAUCCACUUGUAAAUAUCUCAUCAUAACAUUAAGCAUUUUUUUGUGUAAUUUCUGUGGGACAUGUGUGAUAUUGAGGCUUAAAUGUGCAAGAUUCACGAGGUUUUUUUCGGCAAUUUCGUUGUGUAAAAUGCGAGAAGGAAAUUGUGAAUCAUUUUGAAAAAUAACUUGGCGCAUAAUGAUACUACGAUUAGGCUCUAGUUUCGUGAUAAAUUGAUUAUUCAAUCAAUUGAUUGUGUGAGUUUUCAUCACAUUAUUUUGCGUAUGUCAUAUUGAUAAUACAUUGAUCGGAUAUAUUGGAUAUUCUAUUGAAUCGUAUUCCAAUCUUGGGAAAAGAAAAUUUUUAUUCUAAUCGUCGUGAAUCAGCUUUGUAUUACUAGCAUUUAACUAGUUACUAUUAUUAUUGUAAAUAUUUAUUACUUGAAGGAAAUAAAAAUGACAUGAUGAAUUGAAGAA
This is a messenger RNA of Diachasmimorpha longicaudata, 2563 nucleotides long. It is a transcript of the gene Reg-5, whose product is annotated as rhythmically expressed gene 5 protein. The record is from RefSeq and is a predicted model, not a curated record. The transcript has 4 exons. NCBI's taxonomy places the organism in Eukaryota, Metazoa, Arthropoda, Insecta, Hymenoptera, Braconidae. Bases 731 to 1513 code for a protein of 260 amino acids.